Molecule: messenger RNA, 1164 nt
Organism: Brenthis ino (lesser marbled fritillary)
Lineage: Eukaryota; Metazoa; Arthropoda; Insecta; Lepidoptera; Nymphalidae
Source: the annotation of a GenBank genome assembly
AUGAAGCGUGCAUUUAGUGUAUUUACGACUCUUCUCCACGAUCACACGCCGCUAUCGGCAUCAAGCAUGGCGAAUUUAAUUAACGAUUUUAAGGAGUGGAAGUUAAAAGAUCCGCCAAAUUACUCAGAGUUACCAAUAGAUGCAAAUCCUGAAUAUAAUGUGCCCGUUGCUGUAAAGAACGCUGUGUUUUCUAAGGUCCCAACAGAACCUCUGACUGGAAAACUUCACCUUGUUUGUGCUUCAAAAGAAGCAUUAACAGAUAUUUUAGAUAUAGACCCCAAAGUGGCAGAAUCUGAGACAUUUAUUGAUUUUGUCGCAGGAAAAUAUUUACCAAAAGGUGGAUUGAGUGUUUCUCACAGAUAUGGGGGAUAUCAAUUUGGAUUUUGGGCGGACCAACUCGGAGAUGGAAGAGCGCAUAUACUUGGUGAAUAUAUUAAUAGUAAGGGUGAAUCCUGGCAACCCCAGCUGAAAGGUUCAGGAGAAACUCCGUACUCUCGCUUCGGAGACGGUCGCGCAGUUCUACGCUCGUCUAUACGAGAGAUGAUUGCGAGUGAAGCCUGUCACCACUUAGGCAUUCCUACAACACAGGCUGGUGCUUUGGUAGUAAGCGAUGAACACAAAGUAUGGAGGGACAAGACAUACAGUGGGAGAGCGAGACAGGAGCGCGCGGCCGUCGUGCUGCGGCUAGCGCCGGCUUGGUACAGGCUCGGUUCCUUCGAGAUAUUGUACAAGAGAAAUGAGCCAGAUGUUAUGAGAAUGUUGGCGGAUUUUGUUAUUAAGCAUUAUUUCCCUGAUGUAGAUUCAAAGUCAGAUGACCGGUACGUCCAAUGGUUUUCUGAAGUGGCUCAUAAGAACUUGGAUAUGGUGGCUACGUGGCAAGGUCUAGGUUUUACACAUGGUGUUCUAAACACAGAUAACAUAAGUGUCCUCGGUCUCACCAUAGACUAUGGUCCGUACGGCUUCAUAGAUCACUACUAUGAACAUUAUGUGCCGAACUCUUCUGAUGACAUGGGAAGAUAUGCAUUUAACAAACAACCUGAUAUAAUUCUAUGGAAUUUGGAGAAGUUUGUGGAAGCUUUGCAGCCAAUUCUAUCAGAAAGUAAUAAACAGAAGAUCAAGGAUAUUAUUGCUACAUUAAGAGGAUAUGUGCAGGAUAAAAUUUUG